Molecule: messenger RNA, 600 nt
Organism: Mesorhabditis belari
Lineage: Eukaryota; Metazoa; Nematoda; Chromadorea; Rhabditida; Rhabditidae
Source: the annotation of a GenBank genome assembly
AUGGGCCCCAAUCAUCCACCGAGACAUCCUACAGAAAACGGGGGAAAUGAAGACGAUGAUGUUCUUGAGUACGAGAAUGAUGGCUGGCGGGUCGGAUUUGAGGUUCAAAUGAAUGGAAUCGGACACGAGCAAGAAGAUGGACGCCCUGGGGAAAAUGAUGAAGGCGAGAGUAGUGGUUGGGAAUCAGACCCGCCGAGCGAAGUUGAGCACGAAGCUGAGCCGGAUGAUGAUGAUGAAAAAUAUACGGGCUAUCAAGUAAUUCCCGAAGAUCCAUCAGGAUUGCCGGAAACAAGUCAACCACAAAAUGGGGAAGAUCAAAUCGAAGAUGAUAGCACAAGAGAUGUCGAUGAAACUCCUGCAACAAGUUCAACCGUUUCACCAAGGAUUCGUGCUGAAUUUGCCAUUUUACGUAGUACGCCUGCUGUUACUGAAAAAUUUUCUAUUGAACACCAGCCCCGUCCAAUCGAAUUAAAUGACGAGAAAAUUGAGAGUAUUCGUUCUACGAUGACCGGUUUCACUCUACCGCCGCCACCCAAAUGGGAAAACUUUUCGGUUAAAGAAGUCGAUUUAACGAAAAUUUUGGAAACAUUGAGAGAAAGU